GCGGCUGGGGCUAGUGGGGCGGCUCUGAGGGAAGAUGAAGGCGGCGGCCAUGUUGGGAGGUUCAGGGCGCUUUUGGUGCGGGGUGUGCUGAGGGAGUCUGCGCAGGGAGAGCCGUCGCUGGGGGAUCGGCGCGAGGUCGGGCUCGAAGCGGGAGGCGUAGAGCGCCUACUACGACUCUGAGCCGGGCUUGUUUAGUUGCUUGUGCUCAGCUUCAGGAGCGCUCGGCAGGGGAGAGGGGGUGUCCCUGACCGAGGAGCCAGCACCAUGAGUGGGGGGACGCCCUACAUCGGGAGCAAGAUCAGCCUUAUCUCCAAGGCCGAGAUCCGCUAUGAAGGGAUCUUGUACACCAUCGACACCGAGAACUCUACCGUGGCGCUAGCCAAAGUUCGCUCCUUUGGUACAGAAGACAGACCAACCGAUAGGCCCAUACCACCUCGUGAUGAAGUCUUUGAGUACAUUAUAUUCCGUGGCAGUGACAUUAAAGACCUAACUGUCUGUGAGCCACCAAAGCCUCAGUGUUCUUUGCCACAGGACCCAGCUAUUGUUCAGUCUUCACUAGGAUCUUCUACUACAUCUUCAUUCCAGUCUGUGGGUUCCUAUGGUCCUUUUGGCAGAAUGCCUCCAUACAGUCAGUUCAGUCCGAGCCCGCUGGUGGGACAGCAGUUUGGCGCUGUUGGAGUUGCAGGAGGUUCUUUAACAUCUUUUGGAACAGACUCUUCAGCCAGCACCAGCAUGUCCCAAAGUACUGCAGUUGGUUCUGCAUUUACAACAGAUGGGAGAUCACUGAAAACACAGAUGUCUCAAGGUCGUUCAAGCCCUCAAAUUGAUCAUUUGAGAAGGAGCCCCACCAUGGAACAAGCAGUACAGACAGCUUCAGCCCACUUGCCUGCUCCAGCACCAGUUGGGAGGAGAAGUCCUGUCCCAGCCAGACCUUUGGUGUCUGCUAGCCAAAAAUCAUUAGAGAAUCAAGAGCACAGGCGAGCUGAAGCACACAAGGUUUCAAGAUCAGAAAAUGAACUCAGAAAUGAAAGCAAACGACAAAUUGUUCCAGGUGCCCCUGCAGCACGGAGAGGCCGUGGAGGUCACAGAGGAGGCAGAGGAAGAUUCGGUAUUAGGAGGGAUGGUCCAAUGAAGUUUGAGAAGGAUUUUGACUUUGAAAGUGCAAAUGCACAGUUCAACAAGGAGGAAAUCGAUAGGGAAUUUCAUAAUAAACUUAAACUGAAAGAAGAUAAACUUGAGAAGCCUGAGAAGCCUGUGAAUGGAGAAGACAAAGGUGACUCAGGUGUCGAUACCCAAAACAGUGAAGGGAAUGCAGAUGAGGAGGAUCCACUUGGACCCAACUGCUACUAUGACAAAACCAAAUCCUUCUUUGAUAACAUCUCCUGUGAUGACAAUAGGGAACGGCGACCCACCUGGGCUGAGGAGAGGAGGCUAAAUGCCGAGACCUUUGGAAUACCGCUGCGUCCCAGCCGCGGCCGUGGAGGCUACAGAGGCAGGGGAGGGAUUGGCUUCCGAGGCGGAAGAGGCCGAGGAGGUGGGAGAGGUGGCUUCACUGCCCCCCGAGGAGCGUUUCGUGGUGGAUUCAGAGGAGGCCGCGGAGGCAGGGAGUUUGCUGACUUUGAAUAUAGGAAAGACAACAAGGUGGCUGCGUAGUCUAGAAGAGAGCUGAACCUGGGGGAGCGCCUCGACCUUCUUGAUCCAGAGAAUGAGUUUUAAUCUCUGCAAAGAAUGAAGUUAAUUUGCUGUACACUUGUCACCAGCACUGGGAUUUAACUAUUUAAUUUCAAAGGGGUGUAAUGCAGUUACUUUGAGAAAUGGCCAUCUUCGCGAGCGGUGAGCAUUAAAUAUGUUUGAGAGAGGAGGAGGAGGAAUUUCUUAUGUAUAGUUAAUUCUAAAGCAGUACUUCGAUGGAGUUUAAGUAUUUUUUCAUCACUGAAAGGAUUUUUUUUUUUCUUAUUACUAAACUGUAUUUGAUAAUUGCUUCGAGUUGUAAGGGCAAUUGUAUGCAGAAGGCCGUCGAUACUGUGAGUGUUUUGAUCCACUGAAGGUUGUUUUUUGGAAAUCCUGUAAUAUCCCUUUUGAGAUAGCUGUACUUUUAUCAACUAGGGUGCUGGAGCGUAGAGAACUUUGCUUUGUCAGUCGAAUAUGUACACACAGUAAAUAAAUACUGUUUCUUAGGCAAAGGAACCUUUUUAUAUAGCUGUAAAAUUCCAUGAUACCCCAUUGCCAAAGAAACACCACAGACUUUGUAUAGCUGUAUAAAAAGCAACUAAUUUUUUAAAGAAUAAACAUUUUUAAGUCGGCGAACAUACUGUGUUAUUGCAAGGAGUUGAUAUGCUGAAGAACACAAGAGUUUUAGUUGGGGGUUUGGGUUUGGGCUGUUUCUGUUCUUUAGCGGCUUUUCAGGCUUCAAUGUUUUGAUUUUUUU
Messenger RNA from Dryobates pubescens (Downy woodpecker), 2428 nucleotides. It is a transcript of the gene LSM14A, whose product is annotated as LSM14A mRNA processing body assembly factor. Gene Ontology annotation, biological process: cytoplasmic stress granule assembly; P-body assembly. The transcript is spliced from 10 exons. Gene Ontology annotation, cellular component: P-body. NCBI's taxonomy places the organism in Eukaryota, Metazoa, Chordata, Aves, Piciformes, Picidae. The record is from RefSeq and is a predicted model, not a curated record. Gene Ontology annotation, molecular function: mRNA binding. The coding region runs from base 265 to 1653 and encodes 462 amino acids.